Pararge aegeria (speckled wood butterfly) is the source of this 3124-nucleotide messenger RNA. RefSeq names its product myosin light chain kinase, smooth muscle-like. The coding region runs from base 252 to 2255 and encodes 667 amino acids. The record is from RefSeq and is a predicted model, not a curated record. NCBI's taxonomy places the organism in Eukaryota, Metazoa, Arthropoda, Insecta, Lepidoptera, Nymphalidae. The transcript has 8 exons. Gene Ontology annotation, biological process: positive regulation of apoptotic process; protein phosphorylation; intracellular signal transduction. Gene Ontology annotation, molecular function: ATP binding; protein serine/threonine kinase activity. Gene Ontology annotation, cellular component: nucleus.
CGCAGCGUUGCCAGUCGCAAUCCAGCGCUCGCGACGCGACGGCGGUAGCGCUUCCAAAUUCAAAAAACAUCACUUGACAUAUUGUUUUUUUUCACGUCGCGUCCAGUGUUACGAAACUAUCGGUUUUGUGCCAGUGCGUCAUCGUGUGUGUGCGUUCGGCCUUAUUUGUGUUUUAUUUUUCAAAUACGAUUCCCAUUAUUUGUGUGCGUAGCCUUAUGUGUUUGAGCUAAAGUUGCAGAAGAUCAUUGGACAUGAUUCACGUCGAUGAAACGGAUCCCGUUGGAGAGAUCGAGCCGCCUUUUUCAUACCGAGAUGUCACAAUCAAAAGAAAUACAGAUGUUAACGACUUCUACGAUAUGCUAUCGGAGAUCGGCCGGGGCAAGUUUGGUACAGUGUACCUCUGCCGUGAGAAGUCAACCGGCCUGGAGCUAGCAGCAAAGCUGGUCUCCGUGAACCGAAGGGACGAGAGGCGCAAUGUGGAACGCGAGGUCGACGUGAUGAGGCGGCUGCGACAUCCCAGGCUUAUACAGCUGUAUGACGCUUACGACUGGGGGAAAUACAUGUGCGUCGUGCUGGAACUGAUCACAGGUGGCGAGUUGUUCGAGAGAGUUAUCGACGAGGACUUCGUGCUAACAGAAAGAGCAUGCACUGUGUUCAUGCGACAGAUAUGCGAGGGCAUAGAGUUCGUGCACCGGCAGAACAUAUUGCACCUCGAUAUGAAGCCUGAAAACAUCCUCUGCCUCACCAAAGCUGGAAAUCGAAUAAAGAUCAUCGAUUUCGGCCUAGCGCGUUUCUACGACCCGGAAAAGAAGUUGCAAGUGUUGUUUGGAACCCCAGAGUUUGUCGCACCGGAAGUAGUCAACUUUGACCAAAUCGGUUACGGGACAGACAUGUGGUCUAUCGGCGUUAUAUGUUACGUGUUGUUAUCGGGACUCUCACCAUUCAUGGGCGAAACAGAUAUAGAGACAAUGGCCAACGUCACUAUAGCCAAAUAUGACUUCGAUGACGAGGCCUUUAACGAGAUAUCCGAGGACGCCAAGGACUUUAUCAGAAAACUCCUCGUGAAAGACAAAGAGUCACGGCCGAGUGCUACGGAGUGCUUACGUCAUCAGUGGCUGAUCAAACGACCCCCCGCAAAGCAAGACAAGCCCACAAAGCUACCGCAGCUCUCACCAAAACACGAGCUCGACGUCGCGAAAGACAACCUAAGGAACUUCGUCGAGCGCUGGAGCGAGCAUCCCAAUUCUCCUUACGUCUUUGAUAUCCAAGCGCAUGAAAUUCUUUCUCUAGCUAACGGAAACUGUGAGAGAUCAUCCAUUGGUGGUUGUUCUCCAUCACCAAGAAGUUCACUCAGCAGCUCACCUGAUAUAGUCUUCGGCGAAGAUGAUUUAGAACCACCGCCUUUGCGAGAUCCAACACACACAACAAGGUACAAUCCAGUAGAAAGGAGAGCGUCAGACAGCAGUUGCUUCUUACAUAAGAAACAAGACAUAUUCGUUAGAAAGAACCUCGCCGAAGAAAUAAAAAAGCUAUCGGAUCAUCUAUUUAUGCUAUCAACAAUGAACACAGACUUAACGAAUAAUAAUAGUAUGAAAGAAAAAGACAAAAACGUUACGGAAAACAAAUCGUUUGUUACGGAAGACAAAAAGUUAACGAACGGUUUCAAAAGAGAAACGAACUCGACGAUCACAAAAACGAUUACUAACGGUAACUCUACUAAUAUUGAGAAGAAGAUAUUUCAAUCAAAAUCAACCAACAGAGUAAGUUCAGCUUUUCUCACUGAAAAAGAACAGCAGAAGCCUAUGACAAGUAAAAUGCCCUGGGUGAAAUCAGCGAGAUCAAAAAGAGUGACUACCACAAGUAGAGAUGUGCCAGACCAGCCUAUCGAGAAACGAAACACAUUCUUCGUCGAAUUCGACAAAAGGCGCGGGAGAAUAGACAAAUUAGUUAAUGGCUUUGAGAAUGGAAAACAGGUACCGUACAAAAGGGACGACGAAAACAACGCGCAUCGAACAAAGGACUUGCUGUUACAUCUUCUCGAAAAAUGGGGGGAAAGCGACGAAGGUGAAGGGGAAAGAACCGCUGGAGGCACUUCUAAUAGCGGAAGGCAUCAGUCCAUAUCGUUAGAGUGGUCGCAAUCCAACCAACUUGCGCAAAAUUCCAUGUCGAGUAUACACGCUUUCUUUAAGAGGCAAUCCUCAGAUGAAAAGGUGCAAAAGAAAAAUGGGACAACAAAGCUUACGAAUGCUAAAUGAUUAUUAAAGAUUUUUAGACAUGAAUAUUAAUUGUGCCAUGACGUGUUGUUCAGAAAGAUUAGCUUCAAACGUAUUUUUUUUAGUGUAAAGAACUAGGGAAGUCUUAAGACACAAGGCUUGUAGAGUAAACUGCGAGCCUAAAACAGUGCCGUAAGACGAUGCCAGUCGCGCCCAGAAAACAGCACAGAAAUAACUGACUGUGAUAAAAUAGUAGUAGAACUUCUCGUGACAGAGCUCGUCUAGGGAAUGCGGUACUACCACCAUGCCGCCAGGCAGCGCUGCUGUGUUCCAGUCGGAUCGGCGUGGUUGCUAGUGUAAUAACAGGCACAUGAGGCUCAACACCAACGUGACGCCUCAUGUUGAUGGCGGCACUUUAAAUGCUUGACCUGAGAAGUGUUUCUCCGUUUACAAGCGAUGGUACUCCACAAACAAUGAGCCAUCUGCUUGGUCAGUUAAUUAGUACCUACUAUAAAAAAAAGCUGGACAAGAUAAGAACAGUUUAUUAAGGGGCAUUUAUAGAAUGUUUCACCGGACACGCUAUCCAGAUACGGUACCAGCUCUAAAUACUCAACACUCAAGAGAAACUACGAUGAAAGAUUUUAAAAUUCGAAAUCCCACUAUAUGGGCAUUUAUAGAAUGUUCCUCCGGACACGCUACCUAGAUACGGUACCAGCUCUAAAUACUCAACAGUCAAGAGAAACUACGAUGAAAGACUUUAAAAUUCGAAAACCCAAUAUAUGGGCAUUUAUAGAAUGUUUCACCGGACACGCUAGUCAGAUACGGUACUGGCUCUAAAUACUCAACAGUUAAAAGAAACUACGAUGAAAUUCUUUAAAAUUCGAAACUCAAUAUAUGUAUUAAUUAAUCAA